This is a messenger RNA of Scylla paramamosain (green mud crab), 2424 nucleotides long. RefSeq lists its product as uncharacterized. The transcript is spliced from 9 exons. The record is from RefSeq and is a predicted model, not a curated record. NCBI's taxonomy places the organism in Eukaryota, Metazoa, Arthropoda, Malacostraca, Decapoda, Portunidae. Bases 1 to 1875 code for a protein of 624 amino acids.
AUGACGCACCAUACAUAUUCCGUCACCCUCAUCCUAACAAUAUACACAUACCACGGCUUCCAUGAAUUCCCAGCAGCUUACAAAUCUCAGCAGGAUCACCCAGUAGUGCCUCACUCACCAACAGAAACUGACCAACGGUUUGCCACCACACAAAAUCAGAGGUCACAACACUUUAAUAGAAGGAUUGCUGUGAAGACGCCGCGCAAGUCAUCUCCUGAGUCUCUAUGUAUUGUGGACAGCACAGUGUCGGUGUCGUCAGUGUCAGUGUCAGUGUCAGUGUCAACGCGGGCUGGCUGGGGCGGGUUGGCUGGGGUAUACUGGCUGGGGUGGGUGUGGCGGCGGGUCAAACAUGGCACCCCUGGAAAGAGUCAGACGACGUUCAUUAGGACUUUUGAUUCGCCAAUACUCAAGUUUCACGCCACGUCUGACAUGGGUCACCGCUCCUUCCACAACUUCCCUCCUCAUACCACCUGUUUCUCUCCCGUCUGGUAUCGCGAGUUUUUUGCUGAGCGCGAUGGCGGUCGGGUCGAGGCUAUAAAGGUGAGAGCUUCGAAAAUCGGUGGUUCAGUCUGCUGCCACUCGUCGCCUGGGACUGACCGACCAUACCAGCUGCUGUACCAGGCGAUUGUUGUCACUGCAGCAGUUCCCACAGCUUUUGCAAGCAUGGCCUGGGUCUUCUGGGCACUGGCCACAGCCGCCGCCGGAGUCGCCCUCACAAUGGCUGAUGGGGGAGGGUACGGUGCUCUCCAUGCUCCAGCUCCAGUCUACCAUGCCCCAGUGCAUUCCUACCAUCCUCCUCCGCCACCUCCAGUCUCCUAUGCACCCAUCUCUAUCUACUCCGGAUCGUCUGGUGGGAAAAAGGGAGGUGGAAAGAGAGGAAAUCUUUUUAAUAAGGGCCUUCGUGGUGGAUUUUCUUUAUUCGGUGGCAAGGGUAAGGGAAGGGGUAAAGGCAGCUCCGGCCGGGUCAUCGCCCCAGUGCACAUUCCAGCCCCACCUCCUCUAAAGCAGCAUCACGUACUGAACGUCAAGGUGCCUCAGUGUCAUCCUCUGACGCAUUACGUCACCCAGUACGUCACCGAAGCACAUCCUGUUCCGCAGGUGCACACUGAGUACGUGGAGAACGUGGUGCCGUCCAUCCUGUACAAGACCAAGCAUGAGCGCCUGGUAGAGACCUCCAUUGUGACGGAUGUCGUUCGAAGCAUAAUCACCGUCACCCACACCACGUCUGUUCCAGUUACCCGGUACAGCUCUGUCACUGAGGUGGUGACGCAGGUGGAAACCAGCAGCGUGUACCAGACCACGGUGGAGGUGAGCUACACACCGGUGUAUAGAACCAAAGUGCUGACAGAAACACAAACCAUCACUCAGGUGGAGAGCGUACCGGAUGUCCAGGUGUCUCUCGUCACCAAGUCCAUCUACCUGCCUCCCACCGACUACAUCACCGUCACGGAGCCCCGUCUGAUUCCGUCUCCGGUACUAACAUCCGCCGUUCAGCACUACACCGUUCAUCCGCAGUCGCAUCACCCGCCCGUCCAUCACGCGGGAGGAUACGGGUCUCCUGCAGUCACCGUCACAGUCAAGGAGCCCGUCUACCAGGAAGUCACCACUACCGUUUACCGUCAGAAUUACGUCACUCAUACGGAGUACCAGACGCAGGUGGUUACGCAGACCAAUUACCAGGACGUGACCCAAGUGGUGACAGAGUACGUGACGAUAAGGCCUGACUGUGGUGGUGGCAGCUACGGCUCUGGGCGGCCAAGCGUACCACUCGAUGUAACUCUCCACGAGGUCAGUGGAGAACUGGACGACGACCUCUCUUUCAUCAAACACCAGGUGGCGCCGCGGCUUUACGGUUCCGACUGCAGCCUGUGUUAGCCGCUCUCCUCCCAUACGUAUAUUGGCUUUUUCCCGUCCUCAGGCAAUGUCACGCCGUUUCCUUGCCCAUUGUUAUUCACCGUUUGCUCACACUUCACAAAGCUGAGGAAGCAGCUCUUCCCAGAGGCUCCCGUAGUCUGAAGACAGGUUUUGUUAUACGAGUGUAUCAUUAAGUUACUUCUUUUUAUUCUUGUCAUUUUGUUUUCAAAAUGUAAUGUAUUUAAGUACAAACGCACGCAUGCGUUUAAUUGUAUGAGUGUAUGUAAGGAGGUUCGUAGGCACGCGUACAGAAAGGCAUGCAAUGCGGUAGACAAAAAUGUAGACGAAUAGGUAGGAGAGUUGCAGGAAAGUGAUAAGUUGUUAGCAGCACGGAUCAUGAACCAUACCAUAUCUCGCUUCACUUUCGUUUUUCUAUUAACAUUGAAUUGUUUCAAUACCGACCGAUCACUCUGCUUUACAAUUUUAGCGUGUGUAAUUGUGAUUAUAUAUUGAACAAAUAAAUACACAGAUAGAUAGAUACAAAGACAAAUAAAUAGAUAAACAGGCAGA